CCCUAAACACGUGCUGCCUUUUGUCUCUUUGUUCUUUUCGAGUGCCCCUCUUACGCUGAGCUAGAGUCUGCCGUCGCCAUGCCGGGGGUUCCGCUUGACGCCAUGGACCAGAUGAAGAAGGCCAUCAAGGGCAUCUUUAGAGGCAAGAAGUCUAAGAAGGAGGGGGCCAAGGCAGACGAGUCCAAGCCGGCAGCCAGCUCAGAGGCUGCCACCCCCUCCAGCGCCAACACCAAGCCCACCGAAACGACGCCCGCAGCACCCGCGCCUGCGGCUGAGCCUGCGAAGACAGAGACUGCCCCAGCCGAACUAGCUCAGCCUCCUGAGCCCGCUGCCGCUCCCGCCCUUGCUCCUGCUGCUGCUCCCGCUGCUGCUCCAGCUGAGAGCGAGACCGCCAAGGACGAAGCCGCUGCGUUGACUGAGGUCAAGAAGGCCACUCAGACACCAGAGCCCGCCGGCGCCGUCGCGCCCGUCCCCCCUACCGCUGCUGAAGCUCAGCCCGCAGCCGCAGAGACUAUAAAGGAGACCGAGGCCAAGCCCGCCGAUGCGCCUGCACCAGCUGCACCCUUGAAUCUACCAGAAAUCCCCAACAGCCAGCCUGCUGCUGGUAUGAGCGCUACCAGUGGUCCCAUGUUUGAUGAACCCAACUUUCAAGAGAAGUCCGCUCCCGCCGCCGCUGCCGCUGCCCCGACUGCUGCAGUCGCUGCACCUAGCGCCGAGCCCGCUGCUACUGCUACCCCAGUUAGCGAAGCUGAAAAGCCUGCCGCUCCUGCGCCUAGCUCUGAGCCCACUGCUCCUGCUGCCUCAGAAGAAAAGGCAGAUAAAUAAAUGCGAUACGAGUCGGCUGCGAGGGUGGAUUGGAUGGGUGGAGGCGCAGUUUGGGCAGGCGUUUGUUUUGCGGAAAUUGAUCAAUCAAUUUUGAAAAUAACCAAAAAAAAAUUGUUUUGAAUAUCCGCGGGAGAAGGGUAGCUGCGUUGGAGUUUGCUUGCCAGCAUUGUCUUUUUUCAAUUAAUACUA
Molecule: messenger RNA, 1014 nt
Organism: Exserohilum turcica Et28A
Lineage: Eukaryota; Fungi; Ascomycota; Dothideomycetes; Pleosporales; Pleosporaceae
Exons: 3
Coding region: 79-825 (248 amino acids)
Source: RefSeq, a predicted model, not a curated record